Messenger RNA from Malania oleifera, 1379 nucleotides. RefSeq lists its product as uncharacterized. Bases 181 to 1065 code for a protein of 294 amino acids. The record is from RefSeq and is a predicted model, not a curated record. The transcript is spliced from 5 exons. NCBI's taxonomy places the organism in Eukaryota, Viridiplantae, Streptophyta, Magnoliopsida, Santalales, Ximeniaceae.
GGAGUGGCCGAGUCCCGAGGGUGAUCUAAGGAGACACCUCACCGGCUCCCCUUCUUCCCCCAUUCCUCCUCCUCAACAGAACACACACUCGCCACUCUCUCUCUCUCUCUCUCUCUCUCUCUCUCUCUCACACACACACACACACACACAAGCAAUUGAGCACCAUAUUCUUAAUUCAAGAUGAUGAGGAGCAUAGGAAGCGCUUCCUCCGCUUCCGGAAGAGGCAUAGCGGCCAUUGUUGGGGUUGGCCCUAACCUCGGACGCUCCAUUGCCCGCAAGUUCGCUCACGAAGGCUACACCGUCGCCAUCCUCGCUCGCGACCUAGGGAGGCUGUCGAGAUUGGCGGAGGAGAUAGCGAGGGAGGAAAAGUCACAGGUGUUCGCCAUCAGAAUCGACUGCUCCGACUCCAGAAGCGUCCGUGAGGCUUUCGAGGGCGUUCUCUCUCUCGGCUUCGUCGAGGUUCUCGUCUACAACGCUGCCUAUCACCACCCCCCUCCUCCUGCUCCCUCGGUCUGCCCCCACCAUUCCCCCACCUCCUUCCCCGACACUACUCGCCUCCACUCCUUCGAGAAGUCCCUCGCCGUCUCUACCGUUGGCGCCUUCCACUGCGCCCACCAGGUUCUUCGGGGCAUGGUGGAAAGGGGAAGAGGCACGAUUCUCUUCACCGGCUGUUCUGCUUCUCUCACCGGCAUUGCUGGCUGCGCCGAACUAUGCUGUGGAAAAUUCGCCUUGAGAGCUCUAUCGCAAUGCCUGGCGAGAGAGUUCCAGCCUCUUGGCGUGCACGUGGCGCAUGUUGUCAUCGACGGCCUCGUCGGCGCUCCGGUAUUACCUAGGGAGGGGGCAUCAUCGACGACAUGGUCGACGGCGCAGAGAUGGUGCCCGCACGGGGAGCAACAGCGGGGCGGCGGCGGAGGAGGAGGCGAGGGAGGAUGGAUGGAGGCGGACGCGGUGGCUCAAACCUACUGGUACCUCCACGUUCAAGACCGGAGCGCCUGGACCCAGGAGAUCGACCUUCGUCCCUCAGCUCUCCUUCCCCACACUAGCCUCAGAUUCUCUUCACACUGAAUUCAAUCACUAGCUUUCUCUCUCCUCUUUCCCUUCUUUAAUUCCUCUGCUACUUUCUAAACCUUCCCACCCCCAGGCCGACCCGGAAAAAGAUAUGAAUGGGUCACUCGUAUUCCUACUCUCUCUCUCUCUCUCUCUCUCUCUAUAUAUAUAUAUACAUAUAUAUAUUUCAUCAUUUAAACUUCAGUAGAUAUUAAUUUAGACCCCAUGUAGUGUUAAGUACUGGCCUACUGGGUCCAUUUGCACUCUCAUUUACUAUGAUAAUAACGCUGUCCAUAACUAAUGUUGUCAUUAAUAAAGGGAUCAUACUGUGA